Panthera uncia (snow leopard) is the source of this 3199-nucleotide messenger RNA. It is a transcript of the gene CFAP99, whose product is annotated as cilia and flagella associated protein 99. Lineage: Eukaryota; Metazoa; Chordata; Mammalia; Carnivora; Felidae. The transcript has 16 exons. Bases 400 to 2340 code for a protein of 646 amino acids. The record is from RefSeq and is a predicted model, not a curated record.
CCCCGCCGGAGGGCGACCCGGCGCUCCCGGUGAGGGCGAAAAACUACAAGUCCCGACGGGCAUUGGGGGGAGGCGGGGCCCUAGGCGCGGCGUCCUUGGCCGCACAGCGGGCGCUGUGCAUUCUGGAGCUUGUAGUCUUCCCGCCGGCGGCGCCGGUGCGUGGCUCCGGUUGCUAGGUGACGACGCCCAAACUGCACCCCGGCGCGAGCUCCCCCUGUCCCGGUGGUGGCAGAGGUCCCGGCUGAACAGAAGAAGUGAACUGGGGGACCCGCUGCGAUUCGCGAGACCCGCCGCACCCGCUGGCCCUGGCAUCUGCUGUGGCGGCGGGUGGAGGUGGGACGGAAGGUUUGGCGGCAGGAGCUCCUGUGAAGCCAGCACACAGAGUCCUGCCCUGGGAAGAUGGCCUACUACGGAAAAUGCAUUGAAACUGUGAUUGGGCAACUGGACAAAUUUAAGGCUAAGAAGGGCAGUGCUGAGCAGUUCCUGGAGGCCGCGUCCACCACCCUGCAGACCCUGAGCCCCCAGAAGCAGGCGUUCAUUCUGGAGGUGCUGUCUGGGUGCCUCGAGUACCAGAAGCUGCUGGCCGUGGUGGUGGACGCCUUCUACGUGCGGGCCGGCUGUCUCUGCCCACGGGCCGACUACAGCCUCUUUGAGGUGAUCUGCUACCUGGCCACGUUCCAGCUGGAGGAACUCGGCUUUCAGCUCUUCUGUGACGUCGUCAGGUCCCAGCCCGUGGACAAGAUGCGCAAGUUCCUGGGGUUCUUCUUCAACCCCUUAAACCUGUGCUCAUGGAUCACAGAUGAGUGGAGCCUCAUCUACGAGACAGCCUAUGUGCGAGAGAACUGGAUCGGCCCCCUGAUGAGAUGGCAGCCGGAAGUCCAGAAGCUGAUCAACCAGCUAGAGGAAGUGUUGGCCAAUCAGUCCGUUUCCAAGACCAAGGCCAAGGUCACAGAGCCCAAGGAGUUCAACCUGACUGUCCCCAGACCCCGCUCCAUUCCAGUGCCUGAGCCAGUCCCUGUCGUGGCCAAGUCCAAACCAGUCCCCAGGAGCACCUACCAGCCGCCCAAGGAGCAGCAGCUGCUGGAGACGACCAAGAGGCACAAUCGCUGGAAGGCGGAGGAGCUGCUGCUCAGGGCGAACAUGGAGGAGAUGCGGUGCGCGGUGCCCAGGUCCCGCGGGGAGCCCCCGACGCAGGACUCCCAGAAGACUCUGCAGCCCCGACUCCUGCCCCGAAUCCUUAAGACUCCAAAGCUGACCUUCUACAAGACCAACAACGUCCCUGUGAAGCUCAACACAGCUGCCAUCCUGCGGGAAGGAUCUCUAUACCAGCGGCAGGUGGAGAAAGAGCUGGAGAGGGUGGAUAAGCUUGUGGACGGGGCCGGGGACUUUUCCGAGUUCCUCGAGUGGCAGAGGAAGGUGCAGGCGGAGGGCCGGGAGGAGCAGCUGGCCGCGAGCGAGUGCCACAGGCUGCAGGGGAAACUCAGCCACGAGGAGGCCAUCCUGGCCCGGCAGCGCCUGGUGCAAGGGAACAAGGAGAAGGCUGACCAGAAGAAGGAGGAGACGGCAGAGCUGAUGCAGCAGUGUGCUGAGAGGCGCCUCCGGGAGGAAAGGUCCAUGAAGGAGCUGGUGCAGCGGGUGGCGGAGGUGCAGAAGAACGUGAAGGUGGCACAGACGAAGCUCCUGAGGGGCCGGCAGCAGAUAGUCCAGGAGGUGAUAGAGGAGAGCCGGGAGCUGCUGCAGCGCAGUGCAGAGGCCGCGGGGGAGGAGCAGCAGCGGCGCCGUGAGCUUAUCUCUCAGCUGCGAGCCCUGGAGACACAGCCGGUGCGCCAGGGCAAGCUCGUGGACCUGACCCAGAUCCCUGGGUACGGCCUGGAAGGGGAGAUGUCUGUGGUGGAGCUUCGCGAGCGGCUGGCCCUGCUCAAGGAGACCCGGAGGCGCGAGGAGGAAGAGAAGCGAGACCAGAUCAUCCAGGGCAAGCGCGCCAGAAGCCAGGAACUGCAGAACGUGCUGGAACAGAUCUCGCUGUGCCGCGCGGCCAUGGGGAGGUCUGCAGCCUUGAGGUGGGAGGAGAGGAAAGCUCGGUCCGCGGCCCCGGCGGCGCCCUCCCAGGACGAGCGCGUGCUCGAGCUGCAGCGCAAGGUCGAGGAGAAGGCGGCCGAGCGCCGCAGGCAGGCGGCCCUGCUGCGGGUACCGGCGCCGCGGGCCGCGCAUCGCAAGCCACGGGCGCAGCUGGAGGCGCAGCACUGGCUGGAGCUGGAGCAGAGCCGGGAGCGCCGGCUGCGGGCGCUGCAGCGGAGCGGCUCGGUCUGCGGGCACGCGCGCCGCCUGGAGGCCGCCUGAGCCCGGGAGGGCGCGCCCCCAGGAGCCCCGCGAAUCGCGCCCGAAUAAAGCGUGCGGCCGGCGGUGUGCGCCUCCUCUUCCUGCGCCGCGCGCCCCCUCCACUCCUUCUUCCUGCUCCGCGCCCUAAUCUGCCCCGGAGUCCACUUGCCCCAGAUCAGGGUUGCCAGAUAAAAUGCAAGACGCCCAGUUAUUGCGUAAGACAAACUCUCAAAGUAUCCGUUCUUUAUCUGCAAUUCAAAUUUAUCUGGGUGUCCUGUAUUUUCUGUGCUAAAUCUGACCACCCUUGCCUUAGAUUCUAGCCCUUCCCUAGCUCCCAGGGCAAGCCCCUCCCCUUUGUGGAGCUCCCAGAGCCACCUCUGCACGUGAAAACUUGGAAUUCCCACUCUGCCUGGAGUCCGGUGGUUUAACUUGUGUGGUUGCACGUGUGCAUUUGGUUGGAGAAGUGGCUGGAAUGCUUGAGCCACUGGGAAAUGGCCUGUGUCAUAAUUUGUCUCAAGCAAACCUGAUUGCUGCCCUGGGGGGAGGGGACCCACGGGGAUGCAGGAACUGUCCCCUACCUCCCAUUCUGCUGAUGAGGCCAGCAGUGCUCGAAGAGGUCAAGUAACCAGCCCCAAAAGCCUUGACCCACAGCUAAGUCUGUGUGACUUUAGAGCACCACCCAGCCUUCUCCAGCAUCACCAAGGGGACGUGAUUAGAGCCACUGACAUCCGCCCACACCAGGACACAUCCAUUCUCUUGGUUCCUCUGGAUCCAGUGCCAGACUGGAGAGGGCAUGGCCUUGAGGACAGGCUGGCCGAGUGACAGCCUGCUGGUGAAAUGCAGAAUCAUGAAAAAAGCACAAUGUGCUGAAGCUCCCAGG